Molecule: messenger RNA, 3793 nt
Organism: Mollisia scopiformis
Lineage: Eukaryota; Fungi; Ascomycota; Leotiomycetes; Helotiales; Mollisiaceae
Exons: 2
Coding region: 436-3699 (1087 amino acids)
Source: RefSeq, a predicted model, not a curated record
CUGCUUGUCAUAAAACUCGCAUCGAGGUGCAAAGCGAGUAUGAAUGCUUGGUUGAGAAAACUACAAUCGUCUCUUCAUAACACUGAUGAUCCUCGACACCUUCGACGGUACCCAUUUCAUAUCGAAAUGGCUCGGAUGCCCCCUUGGACGCCGUGCCUGACUCACGACCCUUCGCCGAACAGUCAUGUCUGUUAUACGUUCGAACCCAUUGCUCAAUAGGAGAGCUCUCAGUUUUGUGUCACUAUUCUCCUGCCAUUCACAAGCUCGGCGGAUAGUAUCGAAAUCCAUGAGUCACGCCUGCCAAAUCCUCGAGCAUAAAAGAAGCAGUUGCCUCUUCCUUCAUAUCAUCGACUUUCUAUCUUUCAGGCCAAGUAAACCAGAAACAACGCCAAUUACUCUAAGAUUCAGAGUGAUUAAGAUUUCGGCAACCUCAAUAUGGCUUCUGAACCUACUGAGAUCUAUGACCUCCUCAUCCUCGUCGACGCCACCUAUUCGAUGAGAUCCUACCUCAACUCAUUACAAACUUCUCUGCCGCAGAUCAUACAGAUUUCUGCACUUACAGACUGUUUCUCACGCAUCGGACUCCUUGCUUACCGAGACUACUGCGAUAAAGAUUUGCUUGACUGGUCAGGAUGGCUCACCCCAUCCUCUGAUACGGCAACGGUUGUUUUGGUUGCGAGAGCAAAGAAACUCAACCCCCUGGGAGGUGGCGAUGGACCAGAAGCAACGAAGACUGGACUGGCACGGGCAUAUGAGCUUAUGAGAGUUGAUGCUACCACCAUCAUCCUGCUGUUCACCGAUGCCCCACCACAUUCUUUCUCGAACGGCUCUCUGAAAGACACAUCCUCCAACUAUGGAGCAGAACUAAAGGCGUUGUCUGACGAGACUUGUUAUGGAGGGCAUGGAUUGCAAUUUGUGGAUUGGGUGUCGGCUGCAAAUUCUCUACGCUCUGGUGAUAAGAAAGCGCAGGUCUUCAGCAUCCUUGAACGUGAUAUGCGAUACGAAGAAGCUGGAUAUUACAACUACCUCUCAGCAAUGACAGGUGGUACCUGUUUCUAUCUGGCCAAAUCUUCUGCAGCAGACAUUUCCCAAGUCACAGUGGACGUCCUGCUGUCUUGGAUGGGUGCCGGAAAAGCCGGAGCAGUAGGUAACCCUGACUUGCCUGCAUUUCUAACACGAUAUGCCGACUCGGCAGGUAUGAUGGUUUUGAAGAACGAGAAAGAUCUGGCUGCUUGCAAGUUCUUCCUCGCAACAUCAGACUCUGCAUAUGAUUCAGUCAUUCCCGAUGCUGGUAGGGCCGCAAUCAAACGUGGAGCUGCAAACGUCAUAAAGAUCAAGGCCUCUUCAGACGUUCUGAAGAAGUUCCUACCAAAGAAGAACACUCCUGUUCUCAACUUUGCCAAGCGGUACGCUGUAGACGCUGACUACAGGCGAGUGGCUUUAAGAGAGCUGAAGAAGAUCAUUGAUACCGAUGUGGUAGUCAUCUCACUGAAUCCGAUAUUUGGAUCCCUUUGGAGGGACGCUGUCGCAGAUCGGGACCACGAGGCACGAGAUGAACUUGUUAAAGUCUUUGGGUCGCAAGUAGACCGAAUUGCGGAUGCAAAUGAAAAAGCACGAAUGAGAAUCUGGCUUGAGGAGUCCUACGAUUUCACAUCCGAAGUCGCGGAGGCCAUUGAGUCCGUGCCAGUCGACCAAAGAUUUCCAUGUGUUUGUCUGGAUCCUACCUUGUCCUUCACAAGCGAGGACAAUGGCGAUGAGGAUGACAGACCUGUCACAAAAUUUCGACGCGAUGAGCUCUUGGAGAUUGGGCGUUCUUGCGAUUACAGAAUUCUACGUCGUCUGGGAAGAAUUUUGACCCGACUCACGUACAUCAAUUCUGUUGCUGAAAUGCCAGCCCACAUCGCUGCAGCAGAGUCCGAUGUAGUAAGAAUCCCAAUGGCCCUAGCAUCUCGUGAGAAUAAGCGGAAGUUCUGGAAGAUACUUCUCCAUAUUAUUGUUCCCGGAACUAUGCUUGCAGGACGCCCAGCAGCAGUACUUGCUGCUCUCAGCUUGAAGCUUGGAAUACAGCCUUUGAUGGAUGCAGCCGAUCAAGAGCUGUUGCGGUGGCGUGAUAGAUGGAACAACUUGGAGAGCCCAGAGACAUGGAACUCGUCCUGCUUAUCACUGCUACUGGAUGCUGAUGAUUCUUACCGGAAGCGACGAGAAGUGGAAAUGGGAUUGGAGGGCUUGGCUUUAGAUGAUAAUGCAACUCCAAAUGCCGAGGGCCUCCUGAACGCGAAGGAUCGACAACUCUUCAAUCUUCUCGUUUCGUACAAACUUCUUGAGCUCAACCUCGACACGAACCUCGAGGCACGUAUUGGCUGGACACCAGAGAAGUCUUCUGCUCCCCUAGGACCUACAGUCGUAUGUGCGUCUUGCAAAUAUCCUCGCUCGGUCACUAUCAUGGGCAAAGGCGGAAACUGCGGGCUUUGUCUGUGGAAUCAGGUCGCUUCGUGGAAUCAGUUUCCUUCACGCGAAGAGCGGGAACGAAUUAUUAACGCACAUGUAUCGAAGUUUGAUGAUGAAAAUACCCCGGCGACUUGGGUUGAGUGUAACCUGAGUACUUGUCGAGCGCAAUACGUUGUAUAUCGAGCCAAGUGCCUCAACGUCAAGCCGAAGUGCCACUAUUGCCGUCACAGCACCCAGGCACCUGCGCUCAAGUGCUCUGACUGCAAGAAUCGCAUUAUCUACCCACUCGCGUACCGUCCAGCGGACAUGAAAGUUGAGGACUUCAAAUGUUUUGCUUGCACCGCGGGCAGGCAGACAAUCGUCAAGGUCGAGACCACAGCCAAGAAGCUCAGGGCAGAGAAUGGGACGAAGUGGCUGUUGCGAAACGAUAAGAAGAUCGCUGAGCCGUUUAACCAGCGCUCUUUGUUCCAUACCAUCUCGACAGCCGGUACCGAUGGAUUUACCCAGGAUGUAGAACUGUUUCCUGCUGCGGGCAGACGACACCUCACCAUCAACGGCAAGUCAGUUCUCAACUCUCCUGAGCUCAUUGCUACACUUGAGUCUUGGAUAUCUCGUCGCAAGGUAGAGAGAGGAACAUGUUCUCUUUGUUGUUCUGACAAGCGGAAGUCCGAUCUUUUACUUGCAUGCGGUCGCUCUGGUUGCGAUCAAUACACCUGCAAAGAUUGUUUGGAUUCUUGGUACGGUCUGAAUAAAAUUGGUCGCGUUAUCAACACCGCAGCUCUUGCUUGUGCCUUCUGUCGCCGUCCACCAACAGCCAAGACGCUUUUCAAGUACGGCCAGGGCAUCCACGCCGUGGGCAAUCUUCGCUUAGCAGUCGAGAAAGGAGAGUGGAUCUUUGCUUGGUGCCGCACUUGUGGAUUUGCAAGACGUUAUAUGGAGCGUGUAUGUGCUCAAGCCGCGCCUGCUAACCUUUCUAAUUGGGAAUGUGAUGGGUGUAAAAAGUAUGAGGGUAGUCCGACGGUCAAGAAGUGUCCAGGUUGUCAGACCUGGACUGAGAAAUCUGCUGGCUGCGAUCAUAUUGCUUGCAUAGUACAAGGAUGUGGGACUCAUUGGUGCUUUCACUGUGGAAAGAAGCAGACAUCUAGCACGAUUUACGAUCAUAUGCAAAAAGAGCACGGUGGAUAUUAUGGCGGGGGUGCUUAUGAAGGUGCAGCUGCAGACGCCGAUGACGGUUAUGAAACUGAUUAUUGAGCUGGUUGUAUUGUGAGCUCUGUACUGUAUUUCUUGGGUUCUCUGAAGUCCAGAGCGGCGAAUGUCGGCUCAGUGUAGCAUGGUUUAAUCUAAU